AUGCUAUUCUUUUCUUCUCAAUGUCAAGUUGCAAGGUUUUAUGAGACGAAGCUAAAAAUCAGGGUUUAUACAUUUUCAUAUUUGAGCUUGUCAGCAUUCUACCUGAGGUUCAUUCCAUAUCAAGGUAUUCGCAUGUCUCAUCUUUCAUAUUCAUCUGCAAAGAAUUCCUCAGGGCAUAGUCAUUAUCAUCUAUUGAGAAGGGUUCCAAGACGUCGUUGUUCUAGUGCUCAUAUAGUCGGGACGUGCAAUAAUUUAUCACUGGCGUAUGAUGUCAAAGAUCUUCUUUUUGAGGAAGGCAUAGAAGUACUUAGCAAGAAGCGAACAGAAAAUUUAAAGAAGAUUGAAGGCUUACUGGCUGUUAACUUGGAGAGGAAACGAAUUAGGCCUGAUCUUGUGUUGAGACUACAAAUUGAAGAGAAAAUGCUCCGUCUUUUAGAUCUUCAGACACGUUUAAGGGAUGAGAUUGAUCAACAGCAACAAGAGAUAAUGGCAAUGCCAGAUAGGCCAUAUCGUAAGUUUGUUAGGUUGUGUGAACGCCAGCGUGUGGAACUUGUUAGACAAGUGCAGGCAUCUCAAAAAGCUGCUAGGGAGAAGCAACUCAAAUCUAUAUUUCUCUGGCGUAAGAAACUUCUUGAGGCACACUGGGCAAUUCGUGAUGUCCGUACUGCCCGCAACAGGGGGGUGGCCAAAUAUCAUGAGAGGAUGUUGCGGGAAUUCUCAAAACAUAAAGGUGACGAACAAUAG
Molecule: messenger RNA, 744 nt
Organism: Vicia faba (fava bean)
Lineage: Eukaryota; Viridiplantae; Streptophyta; Magnoliopsida; Fabales; Fabaceae
Source: the annotation of a GenBank genome assembly